Scaptodrosophila lebanonensis is the source of this 1625-nucleotide messenger RNA. It is a transcript of the gene GNBP1, whose product is annotated as gram-negative bacteria-binding protein 1. The record is from RefSeq and is a predicted model, not a curated record. Gene Ontology annotation, molecular function: hydrolase activity, hydrolyzing O-glycosyl compounds; carbohydrate binding. Gene Ontology annotation, biological process: carbohydrate metabolic process. The transcript has 4 exons. The coding region runs from base 18 to 1502 and encodes 494 amino acids. Lineage: Eukaryota; Metazoa; Arthropoda; Insecta; Diptera; Drosophilidae.
GAAGAUCAAAUUGAAAAAUGCAAGGGGAAGCAAUGGUGAUGAUGCUGCUGGCGGCUUGCAUCUGUCACAGUUGGUCCUAUAAGGUGCCAAAUGUGCGCGUAAAGCUGCUGGAAGAUGGCUUUCGUGUAGCCAUACCAGAUGAGACCGGCGUCAAGAGUGUUGCCUUCAAUGUGAAUCGUAAUCGCAACUUCACGUCAUUCGCACAGGGCGAAUUCAGCAUGCAGGUGCGUUCUCCCAAAGAUGGCCUAUGGAUGCACGAUUUCCUGCACAACGAGCUGAGGGCACACGAUACUCUCUAUAUUUGGACGAGUGUACAGCAUGAGCGCGCAAUAUUCCGCGACAUAAGCGAACCGAAGCAGGUAUGCCAACUGAGUGGUUCUUCUAUACUUGAGGGAUGCUCGUUCAGCGUUGGGAAGCCAUUGCCGGCCACGGACCAAACAGCAGAGACUGCGACGACACCGGUGACGACGUCAACAACAACAACAUUGGCGCCUUGUGAGCCCAGCCUUACGGAAGUAUCCCCGGUACGAUCCACAUCCAUUUGUAAGGGUCAGCUUAUCUUCGAGGAGCAUUUCGAGCAGCUUAACGAGAGCCGUUGGCUGCAUGAGGUGCGGGCUCCCCUAGACACCAAUGAUGCUGAAUUCGUGCUCUAUGAUGGCAAGGCGAGCAUACAGCAUGGAAAUUUGGUGAUAAAACCCCGCCUUUGGUCCGACUAUAGACCUGAUCUGAAGGUUUCAAGCGCCAGCCUCGACUUGGCUGAACGCUGUUCAGGAACACACAACCGGCAAAAGGAGUGCGUGUUGCACACCAGCGGACCCAUCAUUAUGCCGCCCGUGGUGGUGCCCCGCUUGUCCACCAAAGAGUCAUUCGCUUUUAAGUACGGCCGUAUUGAGAUCCGUGCCAAGCUGCCAAAGGGCGAUUGGCUCAUGCCACUCCUGCUGCUGGAGCCUUUGAUGGAGUGGUACGGCCAAACAGGCUAUGAAUCCGGGCAAUUACGCAUUGCAUUUGCGCGUGGUAAUACACAACUACGGCAGCCCCACGGUAAAAUAUUAGAUGGGCGAAUACUCUAUGGUGGCGCAGUACUAUCUACUGAGGCAGCUCAGCGCGAAGAUUUUAUGGUCAAUCAGCGACGUAACGAACACUACGGCAAUGAGUUUCAUGUGUACGGUCUGGAGUGGAGCUCGGAGCACUUGCAGUUCACAGUGAAUGGGCAGCCUUAUGGCGAGCUGCUAAGCGGAUUUGUAGAGUCCGAUAUUAAUCCGAGAUGGCGCAGAGGUGGACCUAUGGCGCCCUUCGAUCGACUAUUUUACAUAACGCUCGGCAUUUCUGUGGGCGGUUUCGGUGACUUUGUGGACAAUUUGCGCACAGCUUCGUAUGCCAAGCCAUGGACUAACAAACACCCCCAGGCCCGACUACACUUUUGGCAAGAACAAAACAAAUGGCUGCCCACUUGGGAACAUCCUGAGCUCUUAGUUGAUUAUGUUCGUGUCUAUGCCAUUUAAAUAAGAGGAUGCAUCAGAAAAGGAAAGGGAAUAUAAAAAGAUCUCUCCUCUAAUCUAUUUAUCUUAAGUGUUCCAUGUAAGAUCACAUAAUAAAUUGAAAACUUAUAAUAAUCUUAAUGAAAA